AUGGUGAAAGCCGAUUUUACCUGUCUCAUCUUGAUUGCUUCUUUAGCUAUUACCAUAACACAAGCUUUACCGAAGGGUUGUCAAAAUGACCAAGCCGACCAGUCUAUGAAAGAACAACCACCUAUUCCACGACGUUUUAUGAUGCGGCCGUUUGAUUCGACGCCCUGCGAAGAGUCUUUUUUCUACCAUGGCGAGUGUCAAAA
Messenger RNA from Racocetra fulgida, 203 nucleotides. Lineage: Eukaryota; Fungi; Glomeromycota; Glomeromycetes; Diversisporales; Gigasporaceae. The record is from the annotation of a GenBank genome assembly.